Vicia villosa (hairy vetch) is the source of this 3579-nucleotide messenger RNA. RefSeq names its product protein ENHANCED DOWNY MILDEW 2-like. NCBI's taxonomy places the organism in Eukaryota, Viridiplantae, Streptophyta, Magnoliopsida, Fabales, Fabaceae. The transcript has 11 exons. Bases 236 to 3391 code for a protein of 1051 amino acids. The record is from RefSeq and is a predicted model, not a curated record.
UCGAUGUCAUGAGUCUCUAUUAUCUUAUCAGAGAAAUAGCGGCAAAAGCGUUCCGAGUACAAAAGGGUUUAAGCCAAAAUUCGUGAUCCAAUUUAUUUCCAUAGCAACACGAGAAUUUCAUUAUUCAGCUUCACUCUCACCACACACUCUCUCGAUUUCGAUUUCACAAUCGCAUUCGCUCUCGCACAUCGCAACCUCAUCGAUAAUCAAUUCAAGUGUAGAAGGAUUUGUUGAGAUGAAGAGACGAUUCGCUGAUUUAGAUGAUGAAUCCGAGACUGAGUAUCAGUCUCUGCUUGUAUCGAAUUAUCAUCUUGAAGAUGACGAUGAUGAGCCUGUAUCUUUUUCUGUUUUGCCGCUUAAAUGGAGAGAUUCCGAGGUUUCGAAUGUUGAUGAUGGCAGCAGAGGGAAGAUAUUCCUGCAUGGAACUUCAGAUAGUGGAUUGCAGAAGAUUUUCAUGCAGGUUACUGCUUGGAAGUUUGAUCUUUCUGGUUUAAAGCCUGAGGUGUUGUUGCUGUCGAAGGAUAGGAGGUGGAUUAAGCUUCAGAAGCCGCGGAAAAGCUUUCAGGAUACUGUUAAAACUGUUAUAAUUACGCUUUACUUUCUUCAUUGUGUUAAGAGGAAACCUCGAUUAUCUACUGAUUCUUUUUGGAGUAACUUGUGUAAGGAUAGAGAUUUGAGCUCUUAUGGGUUUAAACCUUCACACAAGGAUUUACUGGAUCAUAUGCCUUUGAUUGGUGAAGCUACCAGAAGAGAUGUUUUCCUUGCUCGGUCUAAGCUUUUGCGCACAGUUUUAGGGGACAAGCCAGAGUAUGAAAAACUAUCUUAUGAGGAAUCUGAAGAUAGUGACAAUGACAUCAUCGAAGAAACUGAUGAAGACUCAAAAGUAGAGGAUGAUUUGUUUGAUUCCGUUUGUGCAAUGUGUGACAAUGGUGGUGAUCUUAUAAUGUGUGAUGGAGCAUGCAUGAGGUCUUUUCAUGCUACUAAGGCGGAUGGUAGGGAAUCUAUGUGUGAUUCUCUUGGAUUUACAAAGAAGCAAGUUGAUGAUAUUGAGACAUUUUAUUGUAAAAAUUGUGAAUAUCGUCAGCAUCAAUGCUUUGCAUGUGGCAAGCUGGGUUCGUCUGAUAAAGAUAAGGGUGCCGAGGUCUUUAAAUGUGCUUCUGAAACAUGUGACCGUUUCUACCAUCCACAUUGUGUCGCAAAGUUACUUCCUCCUGAGAAACAUUUUGCCGAGGGGAAACCCUUUACAUGUCCAAUUCAUUUUUGUUGUGUCUGUAAAGGAUUGGAGAAUAAGAUGGAACAUGAGUUGCAAUUUGGAGUUUGUAACCGAUGUCCAAAGUCAUAUCAUCGCAAAUGUUUGCCGAUAGGGAUUGCUUUUGACAUCGAUGGUGUUGAAACAAGGGCUUGGGAAGGUCUUUUGCCACACAAUCGCAUUCUUAUAUAUUGCUUAAAUCACGAGAUCAUUGAUAAGCUUGGGACUCCUGUAAGAGAUCAUGUAAAAUUCCCCGACAUUGGAGCUAGUGUUCUGGAAAAUAAUAUUUCUAAUAAGAGAAUGAAGCCUACAACUAAAGAGAGAGUUAUAUUUGAGAACAAUGUUGACAUUGUUAAAUCAUCUGGGAAGAGCACUGCAAAUCACGAGAUCAAUGAUAAGCUUGACACUCAUGUAAAGGAUCAUAUAAAAUUCCCCAACACUAAAGCUAGCGUUCGGGAAAUUAAUACUUCUAAUAAGAGGAUGAAGCCUACAACUAAAGAGAGAUUGGAGAACAAUGUUGGUUUUGUUAAAUCAUAUGGGAAGAGCACUGCAAAUCAUGAGAUCAAUGAGAAGCUUGGGACUCCUGUAAAAGAUCAUAUAAAACUCCCUGAUGCUAAAGCUAGUGUUCGGGAAAUUAACACUUCUAGUACGAGGUUGAAGCCUACAACUAAAGAGAGAGUUAUAUUGGAAAACAAUACUGGCUUUGUUAAAUCAUCUGGGAGGAGCACUGCAGCAGGAUCUAAAGUAACUAAGAAGACAGUUACAUUGGAGAACCAUGUUGGUUUUGAUGAAUCAUCUCGGAUGAGCACUGCAGCAGGAUCUAAAGUAAAUAAAGAGACCGUGUUGGCUUUGAUAAAUGUUGGCUUUGAUAAAUCAUCUGGGAAGAGCACCACAGCAGGGUCUAAAGCAUCUAAAGAAAGAGUUGCAUUGGAGAACAAUGUAGGCUUUGAUAAAUCAUCUGGGAAGAGCACUGCUGCAGGAUCUAAAGUAACUAAAAUGACAGCUACAUUGGAUAACAAUGUUGGCUUUGAUAAAUCAUCUGAGAAGAGCACCGCAGCAGGGUGUAAAGCAUCUAAAGAAAGAGUUGCAUUGGAGAACAAAGUCGGCUUUGAUAAAUCAUCUGGGAAGAGCACUGCUGCAGGAUCUAAAGUAACUAAAAUGACAGCUACAUUGGAGAACAAUAUUGGCUUUGAUAAAUUGUCUGAGAAGAGCACCACAGCAGGGUGUAAAGCAUCUAAAGAAAGAGUUGCAUUGGAGAACAAUGUCGGCUUUGAUAAAUCAUCUGGGAAGAGCACUGUUGCAGGAUUUAAAGUGACUGGAAAACUGCCUUCAAAUAAUCACACAUCAAAUGAAACAUCCAGAAGGGUUUUGACUGAAAAUAAGAAAUCAGUCUCAAACCUAACUGGUCAGAAAUUGAAUGCUUCUAUGAGUAAAGGUUUUAAACCAACCCAGCAUGACAAUCAGGUCGAUGAUGCAGACAAUGAAACCCUGUCGAUCAAACCUAUAAGAACUACAUUGCCUCCAGCUCCUGUGAGUAAAGGUUUAAAACAAAGCAAGCAGCUUGAUGAUGCAGAUAAUCAGACCCUGUCAAUCAAGCCUAUUAGAAGUGUAUUGUCUCCACUGGAUGCGGAUUCAGAGAAAGGUUUGGUGGAUUCAUUUAAAGAAGCCAGAUCCUCAAUAUUAUUGGAGGGUAUGGUAGGAAAGCAAAAGUUGGGAGAUGUUGAGGACAAGCUGGUGCUGAAUCAUGAUCUCCCAGAGUCAACUGAUGUUCAAGAAGAAGAAGCAUGCGUAAAUGAAAGUCAGAAAAGAAGUUCACGGCAUGGUAGUCUUGAAGAGGAGAGUGAUAAGAAACAUGAGUUUAAGAUUAGCCAGUCUUGGAAGACAUCUGGGAAGAGAACACAAGUUAAGAAAAAUGAUAGAAGAGGACUGGGUGUGGCCUCACAAUUGUUUAAAGGAAAAGGGGCGGUCUCAAAAGCCAAAACCAUAACACGGCUUGUAAAAGAAGUGUCUAGCCAUCAGAGGAAAACUCGUAGUGAGACUAAAAGUUUCCAGACUCCUGAUCGUGUUGUGCCGGCAGGUUUUGCAGCUGGUCCUAAUUAUGAAUAUUCACUCCACCAUUCAGCAGGUUGGCUUGAUGAGUAGGUUUAACAUGUCAUACAAUGUAUGGUUUAGACUUGAGGAGUUUUGAUAUAUAUGUAUUGUACAUAGAGAUUUCGGAUUUUAGUGAGAUAAGUUAUUUCUUUGGCAUCAUUGAUCUGUUCAUUUUGAAUAAAAAAAUUGAGCUAAGAUCUUUCUUAGGAUCAAUUAACACUAAGUUGUCAUGGCACCAA